Molecule: messenger RNA, 604 nt
Organism: Hordeum vulgare subsp. vulgare (domesticated barley)
Lineage: Eukaryota; Viridiplantae; Streptophyta; Magnoliopsida; Poales; Poaceae
Product: ubiquitin-conjugating enzyme E2 36-like
Exons: 4
Coding region: 47-304 (85 amino acids)
Biological process (GO): protein K63-linked ubiquitination; DNA damage tolerance
Cellular component (GO): nucleus
Molecular function (GO): ubiquitin conjugating enzyme activity
Source: RefSeq, a predicted model, not a curated record
UGUUGUGUGAGGCUAUCUGAGGGACAUCAUUCUUUGGUUGUUCCUGAUGCAGGUUAGGUUUCUGACAAAAAUAUACCACCCCAACAUUGACAAGCUUGGUAGAAUACGCCUCAACAUCGUGAAGGACAAGUGGAGUCCAGCUCCUGAACCUAAACCGUACGUCUGCAACAUUCAGGCACUGCUGAGCGCUCCAAACCCAGAUGACCCUCUCUCAGAGAAUGUCGCAAAACACUCGAAAUCCAAUGAAGCUGAAGCUGUCGAGACAUCGAAGGAAUGGACUUGUAUGUACGCCAGUGGUGCAUGACAAGCUAACGCUGUUAUGGAUGUAAUAACAUUGUCUCAUAGUUGGGCCUAAUCGAAACCAUUUGCUUGAUAAAAACAAACUUGGAAUGAUUUGCGAUGGACGAAUGUGUCCAGAGUGACAUCAUUUCUAGUUGGUGGUUGUAUUUGUGGUGCGUGUUCCAGCAUGCUUCAUAACUUGCUACUUAUAGAACGCACUCUGUUGCUGGUUCAUCCUAAAUUGUUUCUCCAAUUAAAAAUAUCCGCUGUGAUCCGGUUAUGUAAGUUCUCCAAAUGAUAAUAGCUGGUUCUCUGUUUGUGUUUC